Messenger RNA from Marmota flaviventris (yellow-bellied marmot), 2570 nucleotides. It is a transcript of the gene Ldb3, whose product is annotated as LIM domain binding 3. NCBI's taxonomy places the organism in Eukaryota, Metazoa, Chordata, Mammalia, Rodentia, Sciuridae. Gene Ontology annotation, cellular component: stress fiber; filamentous actin; adherens junction. Gene Ontology annotation, biological process: heart development; actin cytoskeleton organization; muscle structure development. Gene Ontology annotation, molecular function: muscle alpha-actinin binding; actin binding. The record is from RefSeq and is a predicted model, not a curated record.
CGAUGGCAUUCGCUCCCAGCUAUUCUUAGGAGCCUCCCAGGAGCUCUGCACAGCCUGUCUAGGCAGCAAGGGGCAGAGCAGAGGCAGCCACUAUCAGCACCAGCAUGUCUUACAGUGUGACUCUGACCGGGCCCGGACCCUGGGGCUUCCGUCUGCAGGGAGGCAAGGACUUCAACAUGCCCCUCACUAUCUCCAGGAUCACACCAGGUAGCAAGGCAGCCCAGUCCCAGCUCAGCCAAGGUGACCUUGUGGUGGCCAUCGACGGCGUCAACACAGACACUAUGACCCACCUGGAAGCCCAGAACAAGAUCAAGUCUGCCAGCUACAACCUGAGCCUCACCCUGCAGAAGUCAAAACGUCCUGUUGCCAUCUCCACAACUGCACCCCCCAUCCAGUCCCCUCUGCCGGUGAUCCCUCACCAGAAGGACCCUGCUCAGGACACGAACGGCAGCCUGGCGGCACCAAGCCCCAACCCUGAGGCAAGGGCCAGCUUGGGCACCCCAAGCACCCUGGAGCUCAGGGGCACCUUUAGCUCCUCCUUCUCCCAGACCUCCAUCUGCUCCUCUCACACGGAGGCCUCGGACCUCGGCCCUCCACGGGACAGCCCAGGGGCCAAGGCCAUCCCUGAGGGGGCCCGGGACCCACUCAGCCUGAAAGUCCUGCCAGGUCCGAGCCAGCCAAAGCAGUAUAACAACCCCAUUGGCCUGUAUUCAGCAGAGACCCUGAGGGAGAUGGCUCAGAUGUAUCAGAUGAGCCUCCGAGGGAAGGCCUCAGGUGCUGGACUCCUAGGAGGGAGCCUUCCUGUGAAAGACCUUGCUGUGGACAGCGCCUCUCCAGUAUACCAGGCUGUGAUUAAGAACCAGAACAAGCCAGAAGACGAGGCUGAUGAGUGGGCCCGCCGUUCCUCCAACCUGCAGUCUCGCUCCUUCCGCAUCCUGGCCCAGAUGACAGGGACGGAAUACAUGCAAGACCCUGAUGAAGAAGCUCUGCGAAGAUCAAGCACCCCUAUUGAGCAUGCUCCAGUGUGCACCAGCCAGGCCUCCACCCCGCUGCUGCCCGCUUCUGCCCAGCCGCCUGCUGCCGCCUCUCCUAGGGCAGCCUCGCCACCCCUGGCCACAGCUACUGCCCAUGCUGCCACCGCCUCUGCUGCAGCCCCUGCCUCGAUCCCUGCGGACAGUCCAAGACCCCAGGCCUCUACCUGCAGCCCUGCAGCAGCUACCUCUCCAGCACCAACUGCCCAUACGAGCUACAGUGAGGGUCCAGCUGCCCCUGCACCCAAGCCCCGAGUUGUCACCACUGCCAGCAUCCGGCCUUCUGUCUACCAACCAGUGCCUGCAUCUACCUACAGCCCAUCCCCAGGGGCCAAUUACACUCCAACUCCCUACACCCCCUCUCCUACCCCAGCCUAUACCCCUUCACCUGCCCCUACUUACACCCCUUCACCUGCUCCCACCUAUUCCCCCUCUCCUGCUCCAGCCUAUACCCCUUCACCUGCCCCAAACUAUAACCCCACACCCUCAGCGGCCUAUAGUGGGGGCCCAGCAGAGUCUGCCAGCCGUCCCCCCUGGGUGACAGAUGACAACUUCUCUCAGAAGUUUGCCCCUGGCAAGAGCACCACGUCUAUUAGCAAGCAGACCCUGCCCCGGGGCGCCCCAGCAUAUACUCCGACAGGUCCUCAGAUGACCCCCCUUGCCAGAGGUACCGUCCAGAGAGCUGAGCGCUUCCCAGCCAGCAGCCGAACUCCACUGUGUGGCCACUGCAACAACGUCAUCAGGGGUCCUUUUCUGGUAGCCAUGGGCCGCUCCUGGCACCCGGAAGAGUUCAACUGUGCCUACUGCAAGACCUCCUUGGCAGAUGUGUGCUUUGUGGAGGAGCAGAACAAUGUUUACUGUGAGCGGUGUUAUGAGCAGUUCUUUGCCCCACUCUGUGCCAAGUGCAACACCAAAAUCAUGGGGGAAGUGAUGCAUGCCCUGAGGCAGACAUGGCACACCACCUGCUUUGUCUGUGCAGCCUGCAAGAAGCCUUUUGGGAACAGCCUCUUCCACAUGGAAGAUGGAGAGCCCUAUUGUGAGAAAGACUACGUCAACCUGUUCAGCACCAAGUGUCAUGGUUGUGAUUUCCCCGUGGAAGCUGGUGACAAGUUUAUUGAAGCCCUGGGGCAUACCUGGCAUGACACCUGCUUCAUUUGUGCGGUCUGCCAUGUGAAUCUGGAAGGGCAGCCGUUCUACUCCAAGAAGGACAAGCCCCUGUGCAAGAAGCAUGCACAUGCCAUCAAUGUGUAGGGAGCCAAGGGCGUCUGGUGCAGACGAGGCCCCAGGCUGCUCCUGCUGCUGACAAUGAAGGAUUCGAGGAGGCUGAUAUUUCUUUUGGGGGGAAAGGGGGGAAGAGAGGAAGCAAUUGAGCUCUUUUGAAGUAUAAUUUUAGUCUUUUCUUCUGUACACAUAUCGUGUAUUUGCAUAGUUCAGACUAGAAGCCAAAUGAAGAUUCUAAACCAAGCUAGUAAUUAAUCCAAGACUGGAAUUGCACUUCAAACGUUUAAGACAGGAUUCCAAGAACUCAAAAGUGAAAAA